UUGGAGCUCAAAAGGGAAAGUGCACCAGUUGGUGUCCCACAUCACCCAGUAAUGAGCGACUGGACCUGUUGGAGGUCCUUGGUGGGGGCUCGGUGUUGUCCAAACCCCCCGCAGUAUGCCAAUCUCUGGAUGCCGGUAACUUGCACUUGCCUCACAGCCAGUGGGUUGGGUAUUGUUGACAGGUGCGGCCGGCCGGCGCGAUCGCUGCCUCGCUUCACUCGCUUCACUCGCUCUCUCCGUGUUGAAGACAUCGGAUCUCGCAGCUUUGGAGGGAAGGCGUAAUCCGGAUCAACAAUCCCAAGUGUUGAGUGGAAGGGAAUCUGAUGCUUGCUGUCAGCUCCCCCCCACCCGGAGCUGAGCCCUGUGCUCCGACGCGAGUUGGAUUGAAUGUUUCUGAAACUAUGUAAAAGGGAGUGUGGAUUAGAGCGAGUUCCCGGCGGAGUUCGUGUGUUUGUGCAAACAGGCGGAUAUUGGCGCUGACUCCCCGGGACAAGGGCUGGCGGCGUCGGAGUGGGACUCGGAUCCGAUGGGAAUUUGAAAGCGAAUCGCCAGGAUUGGGGGCGCAAUUAUGGCGUUUACGUUCGCUGUCUUCUGUUACAUGCUUUCGCUGGUGCUGUGCUCCUCGCUUCUCUGCUUCGCCAUCUGGAACAUAAUUGCAUUUGAUGAACUGCGAACAGAUCUCAGGAGUCCUGUAGACCAGUGCAACCCACUCCACGCACGAGAGAGGUUGAGAAAUAUCGAGCGGAUCUGCUACUUACUGAGAAGGCUGGUGCUCCCAGAAUAUUCUAUUCACGGCUUGUUCUGUAUCAUGUUCCUGUGCGCACAAGAAUGGCUGACAUUGGGUCUCAAUAUACCCCUGCUCUUCUACAAUCUUUGGAGGUACUUCCACAGCCCUGCGGACAGUAAUGAGCUGAUGUACGAUCCAGCAACGGUGAUGAAUGAUGAGACUCUCAAUUACUGCCAGAAAGAAGCCUGGUGCAAGGCGUCCUUCUACCUGAUGUCCUUUUUCUACUACCUUUACUGUAUGAUUGACACGCUGGUCAGCAUCUAACCAGGAGGACACAGUGGCAGCGACUGAAUCAAACUCAGAAGGAGGCAGGGACAGAAAGACUGGCACAUCGCAGAUACUGCAUUCAAUCCUUGCCAUUUCCACACAAAACCUCGGAGCAACCAGUUUGAAUAAGACCUUUGUUUCUGCCUUGAUUACAUCAAACCAAGGGCAGGGAUCAGAAUCAACCUUUUCCCCCAAUCUCUCUUACACCAAACCAUGGGGCAGAGAUCAGAAUCAACCCUUCACCCUCAUCUCUUGUUCACCAAGCCGUGAAGCCGAGUCAAAAAUGGCCCCCUAACCCAUUCUGUAACACCAAGGUGCUUUCAGCGUAUUGUAAAAGCGUUGAUUCUUUCAUUCAUCUAUUGAUUCACAGAAGCAGUCUUGCCCGUCAGACCCUUCACUGAAGGAGAUAUCCACCCCGAUCCCUUUCAUUAAGGGAGAUGUCCACUGAAACCAGUUUCAAUGUGGGAAAUCGACUGGGACUCCUUUCACUGAGGGAGAUACCCAAAGGGACAUCUUUCACUAUGGGAAAUAUCGAUUCAGACCCCUUUUACUAAGAUAUCCACUGUGAAAAACAAACUGCUGGAGGAACUUAAUGGGUCAGGCAGCAUCUGUGGAGGGAAAUGAACAUUUGACAUUUUUGGUUCAAAUUCACUGAAAGAGUGGAGAAGUGAUAGCUGGUAUAUAUGGGUGAAGAGAGUGGAGCAAGAACUGGCAAGCGAUAGAUGGAUCCUGAUAAGGAAGAGUGAAUUGGUGGAUGUAGUCAAGUGAGAAGAGAAGGUUGGCGAAAACAACAGAGACUGGGACAUGGUUGGUGAAGAUAACCAUGGGCUGCAGGUGAUGAAUCUUGAUGUGACGAAAUGAGGGAGGUGGAGUGUGGCUAAUGUGCAGAUGGAGUCGGUGGGGUGUUAUUGGAAAUGAAUAUGUAUAGGAAUGUUUUAGGUAGAGAGGGACUGAGGAGAUCAGACUACCUGAAAUUAUAGAAUUUGAUGUUGCUUCCAUAUCCAGUGGGACCCCUUUCACUGAGAUAUAUAUUCAAUGGGAUCCAUUUCACUGAGGGAGAAAAUCACCCAAAUCUCUUUCAGUGAGGGAGAUAUCUCUUCAGAUUUAAUGGGUCUGUUCUUUCCUCAAACUAGUUGGAUUUACAAGAACAUUGUAACCAUAACAGUACUUUGAAAGCAUUCCACACUGUACUGAACCUUUUACAUUCACAUUUAGAUCAUAUUCAAUUCUGUGUGGAACCAAGCAUUUUAGUAUUGAUUUAGAAAGUAGAAGCUCAUGCCUGUGAAUGAAUGUGGGGAUAUUCCAAAUAAUGUUUGAUGUAAUUUGGGUGCCUACCUUUGGGCCCACACCACAUCAACAUCUUUAAGAGACAAAUUCACUGUUGAUGCUUGUGUCUUACGGAGCCUAUUGAAUGAUUGAAAUAAUCAUGUCUUUAAUAUUUCUUGUACAGGAAACUUGUAAUAUAUUGCGACAAUAAAUAUUGCAUACAGGAGAAGUGUUUGGUGACUUAAUGUUUGGUGACUCCCAAAUUGUGUGUUUAUCUCGUGAUUUAAUUGAUAAUAUGGAUUAGGCAAGAUUAAACUGACAGUUUGACUUCUAUGACACUAUCUUCAGUGUUGUCAAUUGUACGCCAAACACCUUCAGAUUCUGUAAUGACCUUCCCCUCAUCAGAAGUUCUGAAGGGGAUUGUUUCCUAGUUACAAUGUUCAUCCCUAAGCCCACAUCUUCAGAAAAUCAAGCAUGCGGCAGGACCUGGAUAACAUUCAGACUUGGAUUAAUAAGUGUCAAAUAACUUUUGCAUACCAUUAGUUCCAGCAAAUGUUCACCCCCAACAAGAAAGAGUCUAUCCAUCGCCAUUUAACAAUUAUGUUAUGACUGUCCCAGGCUGCCACCACCAGCUUCCAGGGGGAGACAUCGACCAGAAAUUCAACUGGAUCAUGUGCAAAGAUACCGUUGAUACAAGAAGUGAUCCUAUGAUGGGUAAUAUACAGCGAAUGGCUCAACCCACCGAUUAUCAAAUACCAUCAGGCACAGAAGGCUGGGACAAAAAAUGGGGACUGGGACAAGAAAUGUCAUAGAAUCAUUUAAUGAGAAAAUGUAUGCAGUAGAAAGUCAUUUGGGACAUUGUGUGUGAAUUGGUCUCAAAGGAACUACUCAGCCUAUUCUCAUUUUCCAGCAUUAGGUCCACAGUCUUGAAGGUGUCUGCAUUUGAACUGCAUGCCCAAGUACAUAGUAAAUGUGAUGGUGUGCUAAAUAUACACUGGGAAUCCCCACAGGCAGUAAGAUUAUUGACUAGGAAAACUCACUGGGCAGACAAUAUUCACUGAAAAUAAUUUUAAGUCUCUGAAUAUCUACAAAGAAUAACCAGUAGUAUACUAAUGCCCACUGGGAAUAUCUAUCAAAGCAAGGAUUUGGCUUUGGAAAACAGAAUAUCCCAAUGGCAAGAUGUGCAUGGGACAAUGAAAUACUAAUGAAAUCCAUUGGGAAAUGCAAAAUCAAACAGGACAAGGAAUUCCCACUGAGAAAAAAACAAAAAUAUUUUAAUAACUUUGAAAACUUAUUAAAAGUUAAAAAAUUAAACAAAAUUAUUAGUUAUCAACAUUUAAAAACAAAUUAAAAAACAAAAUGGAUUAAUUUAAAAACUGCAAAUUAUCAAAUACUUACCUCACAGUUAUUCCUCUCCCAUUACAUAAAUGGAGCCCCAGUUCCCAUAGGUCCAAGCCAAAUUAAGUUGGUCUCAUAGAUUCCCCACCAAAGUGCCAGAAAGUCCCAUAUUUACACAUUAUGUACUAAAUACGGUUGGAAAAAAUUCACAGCUGCAUAGAAAAAGCCAAUUGGUCCAUUAUGUACACACCAGCUCCUUAUAGAGUAAUGCAGUCAGUCCCACAUCUUCCAUCUUUCUUCACUGUGUUGAUAAAUAUUUCUGGCUUUAAAUAUUUAUCUAAUUCUCGUUCAAAAGCCACAACUGAAUCUACCCAAACCGCACACUCAGUCAGUGCAUUCAAGUGCAUCUCUACUUAAUAUCUCUAGCCACCCACGUGAUCCUUGAUGCCUCUGCUAAUGGGAAUAGUUUCUCUCUAUUACAGCUAGUCAUGAUUGCGUACAUCACUAUUAAGUUUACGUUAAGCUUCUUUGCUUCAAGGGGGACACCCCGGGUUCUAAAAUUUAAUUCUACUGGCUGAACUCCUCAUCCAAAAACGAUAUUUUUUUUUCUCCCUCUCUAGUACCUUUACAUCCUUCCAAACUUUAGAUAAUCAAAAUUGAACUUAGUCAGUUGUGGACAAACUAGUAUAUUAUAUUGUUCAACAUAACCCAUUUGCUUUUACACUUUUUAUGUCAGGUCGGGGGGAGUU
Leucoraja erinaceus (little skate) is the source of this 4407-nucleotide messenger RNA. It is a transcript of the gene cnih3, whose product is annotated as cornichon family AMPA receptor auxiliary protein 3. The transcript has 6 exons. Gene Ontology annotation, biological process: regulation of AMPA receptor activity; vesicle-mediated transport. The coding region runs from base 569 to 1051 and encodes 160 amino acids. Lineage: Eukaryota; Metazoa; Chordata; Chondrichthyes; Rajiformes; Rajidae. The record is from RefSeq and is a predicted model, not a curated record. Gene Ontology annotation, cellular component: dendrite; synapse.